UCUCAUUUAAUAACAUAACUUUUUCUAAUCUGUUGUUCUAAACAUUCUCUACCAUGAAGCAUCUUCACUCUCCCCCUCGUGUAACAUGGUCUUCAUCCAUUUCUUCCACAGCACCCUUAACCUGUUCGACGAAAUUCCUAAACGAAAAUCAUCCAAAAUUUUCAAAUCCACCUCCUUUUCGUGUCCAAUCCUUGAAACGGUCUUCAAAGCCUUUAUCUCCAGGGCUUCAGAAGGAUCCUAAGAAGGAUUUGUCACGCAUUCUUCGAACUGAAGCUGCUAUCAAAGGUGUAGAAAACAAAGCCAAGUCGUGGAAGCAUAAACAGCUGUGGCCUAAGGCUGUUCUUGAAGCAUUGGAUGAUGCAAUUAAAGGGUAUCAGUGGGAGAAUGCUCUCAUGAUUUUCGAACUUCUUCGAAAUCAACAUUGGUAUGAACCGAGAUGCCAAACUUAUACAAAGUUGUUGAUGAUGCUUAGCAAGUGCAAGCAGCCUAAAGAAGCUAGUCAGCUCCUUGAGACCAUGUUGUUUGAAGGGCUUAAACCUACUGUUGAUGUCUACACUGCACUUGUAAGGGUUUAUGGUCAAAGUGGUCUCUUUCGUCAUGCAUUUUCUAUUGUUGAAGAUAUGAAAUCAGUUGCUGAUUGCAAACCAGAUGUUUAUACAUAUUCCGUUCUUAUAAGUUGCUGUGCAAAAUUUCAUCGGUUUGAUUUAAUUGAACGGGUUCUUGUAGAUAUGUCAUAUUUGGGCAUUGAAUGCAACAAUGUGACGUAUAAUUCAAUAAUCGACGGAUAUGGUAAGGCUGGCAUGUUUGAGCAAAUGGAGAAUUCAUUGACAGAUAUGAUUGAAAAUGAAAACUGUCAACCGGAUAUUUUCACGCUGAAUUCUUUGAUAGGAUCAUAUGGAAAUGGUGGGAAAAUUGAUCAGAUGGAGAAGUGGUAUGAUGAAUUUCAACUAAUGGGCAUAAAGCCUGAUAUAAAGACAUUCAACAUGAUGAUAAAGUCGUAUGGCAAAGCAGGCAUUUACGAUAAGAUGAAUGCCGUGAUGGAUUUCAUGGAGAGGAGGUUUUUCACUCCGACGAUUGUAACAUAUAAUACUGUCGUUGAAGUUUAUGGAAAAGCCGGAGAAAUUAAGAAGAUGGAUAACCACUUUAAGAAAAUGAAGCAUUUAGGAAUGAAACCUAAUUCUGUAACGUAUUGCUCGCUUGUAAGUGCGUAUAGCAAAGCUGGGCUUAUUGACAAAGUUGACUCAAUCUUGAGGCAUGUCGAAAAUUCUGAUGUAGUUUUGGACACUCCUUUCUUUAAUUGCAUAAUCAGCGCUUAUGGUCAGGCUGGCGACUUAAAAAAGAUGGGCGAGUUAUUCUUGGCAAUGAAAGAAAGAAAAUGCAAGCCUGAUAGCACCACCUUUGCGUGCAUGAUCCAGGCUUACAAUACCCAAGGCAUGACUGAGGAUGCUAAAAAGAUGGAGGACAUGAUGAUUACUUCCAAAGAUAGCUUAGAUACUAAGUUGAUUGGAUGCUAGCAUGGCCAAUUUUGAUAGCAGACUACACGUAUCUAUUCAUCUAUUUCCACAGUGAUCCUAACUUGGAAAGAUUUGUGAACUUUAGCAGGGUAUCUAUAAUUUUAUUCUAUAUCAGACAUGACAUCGAUGGAGUGUGUACAUUGAACAAAGUGUAUGUUUGGAUUGGCGGUGAGUUCAGCGGAAUCACGGUGUACCGUGAUUAUAGCAAAAGCUAAACUUUAGAGUUUCAACAAAACUUUGGUAUUGCCGUGAGUUCAAACAUGCACUAGGUCACUAGAAGUAGCAUCGGCCAAACUCAAGUGCCCUAUUGAUGGACUAUUUACUCUAUCAUGCAAGAGAUUCACUCAACCAAUUGGUGAUCCAUUCUAGAGUAGAGUAAUCCAUGUUCUUGAGGAGAUGGUUGAUGAUUGAAAGUCUAUACAAAAUCUACCCAGCUUCCUUUCCUCUGCACUGUAAUUAGCAUAGUCUGAUCCUACAAAUACAUAUUGUACAAAUUACUAAUUAGUACAAUAUAGUGAGUUAUAUAUAUUUCAGUUUAUUGAGAGAUGUAAAUUCAUAAUACUUUUCAUCUAUCUAAUAUACUUACUGACCUUGUACU
Messenger RNA from Vicia villosa (hairy vetch), 2112 nucleotides. Its product is annotated as pentatricopeptide repeat-containing protein At3g53170-like. The transcript has 4 exons. The record is from RefSeq and is a predicted model, not a curated record. Bases 54 to 1514 code for a protein of 486 amino acids. Gene Ontology annotation, molecular function: protein binding; mRNA binding. NCBI's taxonomy places the organism in Eukaryota, Viridiplantae, Streptophyta, Magnoliopsida, Fabales, Fabaceae.